AUGUCUUACAAACCUUCUGUCGCAGUUAUUGGUAGUGCAGGUUUCAUUGGGGGCCCCUUAGUCGAAGCCUUUAGCAGACCUGAUUUAAAAGAUAAACUUCAAUUCCCAGUUAAGGAUAAAACCAGUACUUCUACUAUCAAGUACGUCGAAGCAGAACUUUCCGAAUCCAAUGUUGCUAAGGUUGUUGAAGAAUUGAAAGGAUCGGAUGUGAUUGUUUCGUUGCUUCCUCCAAGUCCUGACACCAUUUCAGUUCUUGAAAGCACUUUGAAGCAAGUCAAGCCAAAAGUUUAUAUCCCAUCGCAAUUCGGGUCUGAUAUCCGUCCUGCUCAAAAGAAUUUACCUGGUUUCUUGAAAAUCAAGAUCGACCAUUCCGAUAAUGUUAGAUCCUUUGGGGUUAAGGUUGUUGAAGUGGUUAACUCUUUCUUUAUUGGUGAAGGCCACUUUUUAACCGAAAUUGUUGGCCAUGUUGGUAUCGAUGCCAACACCAAGACAGUCACCUAUGCUGGUUCUCCACAAACUAAGAUUGCUAUUUCCUACCUUCCAGAUGUUGGUAAUGCCGUUGCUAGUUUAACUAGUAUUGAACCUUCCAAACUCCCCGACACGGUGAGAAUUGAAUCUGACGAAGUCACUUACGAAGACAUUGCUAAGAAAUACGAAAAAGACCACGGGCUCACUUUGCAAGUGAAGAAUAUAACUGCUGAAGAGUUGCUUAAGAAGGCCAACGACAGAAUCCAAACUGCGAAAGAAUUCAGUCUCGAAGACUUUUUGUUAUACUUGUGGGCAGUUUCUGUUGGUGGCCGUGACUACGGUAACUCCUACUCCAAGAACGACGAUGACUUGGUCAACCCUGGUGGAAAGUUAUUCAAAUGGACUAAAUUCCAUUAA
Messenger RNA from Hyphopichia burtonii NRRL Y-1933, 885 nucleotides. RefSeq lists its product as uncharacterized. The record is from RefSeq and is a predicted model, not a curated record. Lineage: Eukaryota; Fungi; Ascomycota; Pichiomycetes; Serinales; Debaryomycetaceae. The transcript has 2 exons. Bases 1 to 885 code for a protein of 294 amino acids.